Molecule: messenger RNA, 1473 nt
Organism: Durio zibethinus
Lineage: Eukaryota; Viridiplantae; Streptophyta; Magnoliopsida; Malvales; Malvaceae
Product: WAT1-related protein At4g15540-like
Cellular component (GO): membrane
Molecular function (GO): transmembrane transporter activity
Source: RefSeq, a predicted model, not a curated record
UCAGAGAAAGAGAGGAGAUGGCAAGAAGGUAUUGCUACAAAGAGGUCUUGCCAUUCACAGCCAUGGUUGCAGUAGAAUGUGGAAACGUAGGAGUCAACAUCUUGUUUAAAGCUGCAACUUCCAAGGGGAUGAGCUACUAUAUCUUCAUCACCUAUUCUUAUGCUAUUGCGACCCUUGUUCUCCUCCCUUUGCCCUUCAUCUUUUACAGUAGAGCAGUGCUUCCACCAUUGAAGUUCCAUCUGAUCUCGAGAAUAUGCCUCCUUGGCCUUAUUGGGUUUUCAGCUCAAAUAUGUACAUAUAAAGGCAUAGAAUAUAGCUCUCCAACUCUUGCCUCAGCGGUCGGCAACCUCUCACCAGCUUUUACCUUCAUACUUGCUAUCCUUUUCAGGAUGGAAAAAGUAGCAUUGAGAAGCUCAACCACUCAAGCUAAAAUCAUGGGCACCAUAGUGUCAAUAUCAGGUGCACUAGUAGUAGUUCUCUACAAGGGCCCCAAAGUUUUUUCCUCCUCGCCUUUGACAUCAUCAUCAUCAUCAUCAUCAUCUGUUUUACUUCAAUGGCCUCCAGAGUCAUCAGCACAAUCAAACUGGGUUAUCGGUGGGGUCCUAAUUGCAGUUGCCUAUCUUCUUUAUUCAUUCUGGUACAUUAUUCAGACCCAAGUCAUGGAGAUAUACCCACAAGAGUUGACUGUGGCUUUCUUUUACAACUUGUGUGCCACAUUUAUAGCUACACCAGUUUCCUUGAUAGCAGAAUCAAAGUUGAGUUCUUGGAGACUAACACAAAGCAUAGCAGUUGUUACAGUCCUAUACUCAGGAGUAUUUUCAUCCUUUAGCUCUUCUGUGCACAUAUGGGGUCUUCACUUGAAGGGGCCUGUUUAUGUUGUAAUUUUCAAGCCUCUGUCAAUUGCCAUAGCUGCUUUUAUGAGUGCCAUAUUCCUUGGUGAUACUCUGCAUCUUGGAAGUGUGAUAGGAGCAAUUAUCUUAUCCAUGGGAUUUUAUGCUGUAAUAUGGGGAAAAGCAAAUGAAGAAGAAAGGAUUGAUGAUGACACUGCCUUAGGUAGUUUGGGGCGCUUAUCCAAUGAUAAAGCCCCUUUGUUGCAAAGCCAUAAAGUGGAAGAUAUAUAGCACAAAGAUUAUCUACAAAAAUUAUAGCAGGUUCAAUGUUUCCUCAAUCAUCAAAUAGAAGGUUUGGGAAGUUAUAUUGGAAACUGUAUAGUAUGUGCUUUUGGUUAUCUUUUUGGUUGAAAUAUCAAACAUAGACAUAGAGUACUUGUAAGUAACAGAGAAUGAUCACCUUUUUAUCAGACAAUCAAGAUUUCCGUGCUUUAACAAGUGCUGAGAAUGAAGGAUUGAUAACCUCAUUUAUUUAACCAAGUAAUGGCACCUAUCAAAGGAAGAUGAUGUGGCAGGUGUUUAAACAUACUUAGACGAAAGAUCCUGUCUAAGACCAUGCAAUGUGUUAGGCUUAAAUUCCAAA